Messenger RNA from Lichtheimia ornata, 1092 nucleotides. RefSeq lists its product as uncharacterized. Lineage: Eukaryota; Fungi; Mucoromycota; Mucoromycetes; Mucorales; Lichtheimiaceae. The record is from RefSeq and is a predicted model, not a curated record. Bases 1 to 1092 code for a protein of 363 amino acids. The transcript has a single exon.
AUGCCACCCAAAAAGGUCCAUACCAUGCCACCCAGAAAGCCACUGACAACUCCAUUAAAGCCUUCCAAGAACGAAAUUGCUUGCCAUAUGUUUGGCCAACCCAACCCAGAGGAAGAGAUCCGUUUGUUACGCAACUACUGUACGAAACUCAUAGCAAACGAAGAAUAUUAUCUUCGAGAACUCGCCAAAUACCGCCAAGAACCACAACAGCAAAGAGCUCACCAUAAGCAGAUCAAAGACGCCGUAGCACAAGUCUCGAUCAAUCAGCCUCAUCCAGUACUUCUUACUACCCAUCGAACCCACCAAGAAUCCCAAGCACCCACCAACGCCAUUACGAAAGCUUCCCAAACACUCAACGAUCUUCUACAAUCUGCUCCAAAGCCUGAAAAACAAAAUACUACUUGCAUGCCACCACUCCCAUCACCAGUAAAAAAGACUACUGACACCCAAACCCAGUUGCCAACCACGACCACCUCUCUAGCAAAAGAAGGCCCUACAACUCAUACCACUCCGUCACCAUGCCCACCAUCCCGAACCUCCUUCAAAACUGGACAACCUCCCCAAUCUAUCCCUGAAAAAUUCAGGAGUACACGAACAACCCCUACCAUCAAUGCAGCGGUCCAAUUUUUCAGAAAGCCCGAACCCACCAAUCACCGUUUCCAAUACCUAUAUCUACAAUGCCAACAACGAACACCACGCAAUGAAGUGCGUGAUUAUCUCCGUGCCCUUGACAUUAACCCCAACCGUGUCCUAGAUAUCUCAUUCCCAGCUCGACACGUUGUUGGUCUACUUCUUCAUGUAGACUAUGUAACCCAUGUGACCCAGCAACUCAAACAACAUAAGCUAGUGUGCCUCAAAAACUUCAACCCAAUUGAUCCACAACAUCUUCAAGAUCCAUCCUACUCUUCUCUCCCAACAACGGAACGUCAACAAGUCGCGAUACGUUGCCAACGCAACCGUUGCCUUCGGGCACUAUCCUCUCUCCAUGGAAGAGUAUUACAUGCAAUUGCUUCGGCCUUCCAAUCCAAUGGAUGGCUCACGAAUACCGACAUUACGCAUGUCCUUGCAAAGACUACUCAUAUCAAGAUAUGA